This is a messenger RNA of Centropristis striata (black sea bass), 3879 nucleotides long. RefSeq lists its product as uncharacterized. Lineage: Eukaryota; Metazoa; Chordata; Actinopteri; Perciformes; Serranidae. The transcript has 25 exons. The record is from RefSeq and is a predicted model, not a curated record. The coding region runs from base 57 to 3611 and encodes 1184 amino acids.
ACACACACAGACAGAGGACAGCCUCUGUAAGGAAGACAGCAGGACAAUACGACAUCAUGAAGGAUUUGUCUCUGUCCUUGCUGAGUCGGGGGUGCGGUCGAUUCGUCUCUUACAACAAAAACACAGGGAGACAUGAUGGACGACUGGAUGUCUGCUUCACACCACAGGAUUACUACAUCUGGAAGUCCCAGGACUCUCACCUGAGACUUUCCAACAGUGGCAGUCUGGUAGUGGAGACAGAGUCAACUCUUCCAAAGACUUACAGCACUCGUAGGGGGCCACUGCUUUUGUACUCUCAGGACUUGGUAACAAUGGAAGCCAGCUGUGACCCAGUGACCAGAGACCGGAAGCGACGGAUUGUUCGGCAGUACACUCAACAAGUGGAACAGCAACUCAGCACCCUUAAAGAGUUAUCAGCCGCCAUUUUGAGCUACGGAAACACUCAGUUCACAUCCUCCAGACUUGGUCCACUCUUCUUUCCUCCUCCUCAUUUCCCUGUCGCUCCAGACCUUCAUCAUCCCAGUCCUCCGUCACCAGACUUGACUCAGGAGCAGCCCAGACCAGAGUUACUUAUACAGUUUGAACCUCGGUUGCAUACUGCAGAGAGAAGCACUGAGCAACUGGAGAAUCAACCCAAAGCUCAAGAGGCGGAGCAGAGCAGCAGUAAGAAGGUCAGACUGGAUCUGUUCCUCCAGAUACCCUGUACCUCAAGGACUCCAACCCCACAGAGGGAGCCUCAGACCUGGGUACACUAUGCAGCAAUGACUCCUGAAGAACCUGAAGAUCCUCAGACUAGCGAAGACAGGAGUCUGCAGCUGUCUGAAAGUUCACAGCACACUGAUAUAAACCACCACAGUUUUGGAGGAGAGCUCCAUCAUCCAAACAUGAACUGGGUCCACGAUGUGGCCAAUGAUUGGGACUGUUCAAAUCAAGACAGUGGAACGACCAGUGAUGAAGGAAACUGUGACAGAUUGAUAAGCGGAAACAGACAUGGAAGGACAGGUCUUCUUCCUCCUCUGACAGUGGGACAUUCAGUCUGUAAUGGAGAGAUGACAGACAGGCCAAGAUGGAACAGCCCCAACAGGGAUGAAAGUCAGACAUGGUGCCUGCCGCCCAUAGCAGAGAGCCGGGCGGUCCAGGUUCAGACCCAGCAUGACGCCCAACCAAAGACGGACAGAGUCCAGUUUCAGUCCCAACAGAAAGUGAACAGACUCCAUCAGCAGCUGCUGUUUCUUCCACAGCAGUUUCCUGCAGAAAAUGAGGAGAUAUGUGGGAAACAGAGAAGAGGAGAAAAACCAGAAAGACAUUUCCAUAAAAAAGAGACAGCAGAUCAACCAGGAGGUGGAGGAAGACUUCCCUCUGAGAAAGGUUUUAUAAUUCAGCUGAAUCCAGGAGAAGAGCCUCCUCCUCCAGUAGGAGUGUUGGGUUGUGUUGCAGGACGGAAAGGCCCGGGCAAACAGAGCUCUUUGGCCUUCUUAAAGAACCGACUGCUCGACCUCCAGGAUCCCUGUGAAUCCAGCGAUGCUAAUAGAGGCGUGGUUAGAGGUGUUCUGCCUCUGGAGCUGAGAGAUCUGCAGAAUGGCAAAUCUGUUGGCAGUCUGAUCCUGGGUCCUGAUGGGGAGAUCAUUCAACUGUCGCUGUACGAGAGCAGCCUGCAGGACCCAUCUCAGCCUGAUGUCCACGCACAGGAGCGAGCUCUCCAGGUUUUGUCUGCAGAUGGCAAGAAGUUACCCUGGGUCAUUGUACUGCAGCCUGAACCCACAAACACAGACGAAGGGCUGGAGCCGAACACUGAUGUUCCCGUGUGUGACGUCCAGCUCCAUCACUCCUUACAUAAGCUCUUAGAUUUCAGCGGAGCCUGCUCACUCAGCAGCCACACAGACUCAGCUGGGAUCAAGACAAAAACAAAGGAAGCUGCCGAGGCAGCGGCGGGGGCCUGGAUCAAGGAGGAUAAAAACAAUGGAAACACUGAGGCAGAGGAGGAGGAUGAAGAGGAGGAGACAGGUUUGUUUUCAGAGAAUCUGCAGUUUGAGUCUGAUGCAUCAUGCAGCCAGCAGAGAUUCAGCCCAGAUGAAGCAACAACAGAGGACGCAGAGGACAAAAAGAGGAAGACUACUGAGAGGAAGGAGGCAGAAGUUGCACCAGCGUCAGGCAAACGGGCGGUGAAAACAGUGAAAAGUGCAGCGUUUGAUGGACAGAAGACCUCAAGGACGAGGAAGGACGGAAGGCGGCAGAAGACAGGAAGUGAUGGUCAACCAAUCAGGAGCCAGAAACAUGAGGGGCAGAGCGGCAGAGACUCAGCACAGACUCAGGAUCAGACUGCUGUCAAAAAGAAAAUAACAGGAGAGAGAGGAGGAGUGAAGAUGAAUGAAGAGAGAGAAGGAGUGAAGAUGAAUGAAGAGAGAGAAGAAGAGUCUGCUGAGAGGAAGAGGAGGAGGAGGAGGAGGAGAGGAAGGCUCCAACACAAAGACCCAGAUGAAGAAAACCCUGUGGAGCUCCUGAAUAAAGAUAAGGAGGAAAUCAGCCAGGAAGUGGAAGAAGAUUCAAACCUUAUAUCCACCAGUAGACGCUCUGCAACACAAAGACGCAAAAACAAAACAAAAGCUGACCCAGAGGAGGACGCAGAGCAACUCUCCACCAACACUGGUCAACACAGCAGCGUCCAAUCAGUGAGCUCGCUCAGGUCCCAGCUGAACCAGAGGAGCUCCAGGAGGUCUGCGGCCUCCUCCUCCUGUGAGGCGGCGGCGGCGGCCAGCUUCACGGGGCUCGCCUCAUCACGAGGACGCCUGUCGUCAUGUUCAACUGUCAUGAUCACAGAGGAACAGCUGAUGCUGAACCCAGUGAAACCAGAAUCCUCCAGGAGGAGUCAGCAGCAGGAGGAGCAGAAGGAGGCUGCAGCUUCGCACCGGGCCCAGCGAGCAGAGAGACGGAGGCAGGAGGUGGAGAGGAAGAGGAGGGAGCAGGAGGAGGAGGAGAGGAAGCAGCAGGAGAGGGAGCAGACGGAGGAGAGGAUGAGGAGCGAGCUGGACGGGGAGAGGAGAAGAAGAGCCGAGGAGCUCAGACUGAAGAAGCUGGCGGAGGAGGAGGAGAGGAGGAGGCGCGAGGAAGAGGAGCAGGAGCGAGCAAGGCGGGAGCAGGCGCAGAGGGAGAGAGAGAAGAGGAGGCAGGAGGAGAGGAGGAGGCAGAUGGAGGAACUGCAGAGGAGGCGAGAGGAGGAGGAACAGAGGAGGAGAGCUGAAAAGGAGCGCCAGCACCUGGAGGAGCAGCGGAGGCAGGAGGAGGAGGACAGGAAGCUGCAGGAGAUGGACGAGAGCGAGAGGACCGAGUACCUCUGCAGGAGGAGACAGGAGGAGGAGGACAGGAGGAGCAAAGAGGUGGAGCAGAGGAGGAGAGAGGAGGAGGCUGCAGAGGAGGCCAGGCUGCAGGCCGAGCUGCUCGCCAGGCAGAUGGCGCUGCUGCAGCAGCAGCUGGCCUUGAGAAGACGUCUGACUUUAGAGGCUGGAGGUCUGGAGAAGAGUCAGGGCAUCUCCAGGCCCUGGAUCUACUCCUACUUCACUCUGUUACAGCUGCUGGAAAUAAAUAAAGCCAAGGCCACGAGCCCUGACCCCUGACCUCUGACCUCUGACCUCCGUCUGAGGUUUUAGUUUGAUGAACUCGUGUUUGAAUAUCACUAAAUCAAAAGGAAUGGAUAGAAACAUCUGAAAUACAUAUUUAAUUUGUCAACAUACAUCUGCUUUUAUUAUUAUUAUUAUUUUUGUCUUAGUUUAUAUGAAAACAAAAAAUUCACAUCAUGUUGUCUUUGUGUUAAUAUCUUUAAUAACUGCUGAUAAUGAAAGAUGUUGAAUCUGAGAUGUGUUGUUCUGGAUCUGGACUACAAAU